Messenger RNA from Oryzias latipes (Japanese medaka), 1107 nucleotides. It is a transcript of the gene haus7, whose product is annotated as HAUS augmin-like complex, subunit 7. The record is from RefSeq and is a predicted model, not a curated record. NCBI's taxonomy places the organism in Eukaryota, Metazoa, Chordata, Actinopteri, Beloniformes, Adrianichthyidae. Gene Ontology annotation, molecular function: microtubule minus-end binding. Gene Ontology annotation, cellular component: HAUS complex. Gene Ontology annotation, biological process: microtubule organizing center organization; spindle assembly.
UAGAGGGCCUCUCGAGGUUUACAAAAGCUGCAUCGAAGAAGAAGACGUGUUUGGAAAAUGGCGGGUCCUUCCACACACCUACUUGCUCGCCGUGUUUACGAUUCGCUACAGGCUGCGUCCUGCCCCCUGCUCCCGGGUCUGGAUCUGCGGGAAGCAGACACCAUGUUGCAGCUGCUCUGCAGCCCCUCAGAGCUGCGCUCCAGCAUCCUGGCCUGGAUCUUCAGCAGCAUCGUUCCAAGCUUUGUCAGCAAAGCAGUUUCAGUGAAAAACCCAGAUGUUCUGACCAAAGAAAUGGCUGCAGUUGGGGAAGAGCUGAUGCUCUGCAGAAAGGAUGACUUCGACCUGAUCAGAGGUAAUACGAGUCCUUUGCGGCAGCUUUGCUUCCUGGAGCAGCUUUUAACCCUAAUCUCAGACACGGCAAAGCCCUGUGGAUCCGGUGAGGCUCUCCUGAGCGAGCUCUUCGCUGAUGAGAAUCUGCCACACCUCAGACAGAUGCUGGAACCUGCGCUCAACCCCUGGCCGGUAAACAUCAGGGCUUUACAUAAAAGCAGCAGGUCACCCUACAAACCCAGGAAGGAGGCUGGAGACGUGGCUGCUCUCCUGCAGAAAACUCAGUCAGAACUCGAGCAGCUGCAGUCAAAGUGUGACUUCCUGCACAGCCAGCAGAAAAGCCCGUCUUUCUGUGCCAGCUCGCUGCGUCUGGCAGCAGGUGACCUGCAGCAGCUGAUGACGACCUUCUGCCCCGUCUACGAGAGCAACCUGAAAGCCCACUGCAGCAGAGAGCCGCCCAGCUUCAGCACCGGGACGGACAUCUUCCAGAGGGUCCUGCAGCUGCUGCAGGCCUGCAACACGGAGCUGGAGAUGCUGAGCCAAGUGCCAGAAGCUUCUGCAUGUUUGGAGGAGGAGGUGAAGCAGCUGCAGACUCAGCCUCGCUACUGGAGUCACGGAGAAAAGCUCACGUUGGCGGAUCAGCUGAAAGAGUUUAACAGGAGGAUUGGAGUUCUUCUCUACCAGAUCUCCCCUGAACAAGCUCCACCUUCACCGGACAAAACUGACAAACAAGUGUAAAUAACAGCUUCUUUGUAAAUAAAUGUUUUUUUUAAGUUA